AAAAAGUCCUACUGUGAGUCAACUUUUUCAAUAUGUUCUACCUCAGUAUUUUGAGGUAAAGCAUUAACUAGCUUUGUUUUUUAUCCACAGUGGGCCUCAGUCCCAGCAGCGUGUUGGGAAAUUACGAGUCCCAGACCACACUGACGACGGACGGCCGAUCAGGAGACGACAGCUCCGAUGAGAUUGUUUCGGUCAUGAUGACGCCAAAGAACAGCAACAGGCUUCACGUCCCCCCCCGAGAAGUACGAGUCCUCGGUUCACAGAACAGCUGCUCUCUGUCUCCCCCUCUAAACUGUGUGAAGCCAAGGGAGAUUACUGUGGAGCUCAGAAAGAUAUCAGGAAGUCUGGGAAUGAGCAUCUCUGGUGGUAUCAACACCAACCUUCCGAAUGGAGGAAUCUACAUCAGAAGCCUUGUCCCGGGAGGGCCAGCUGAGAGAGACGGACGUUUACAUGCAGGUUACAGACUGCUGGAGGUGGAUGGGAUCAGCGUCCAGGGCUUCACCUACCAGCAGGCCGUGGAGUGUCUGAGGAAAACUGGGGAGGAGGUAACCCUGGUUGUGGACAAAGAGUUGAGGAAACUCCCCAGGGUCUCUCUGGUUGCAGACAACAUCAGCAGUGAAUCCAGUCAGAGCAUCUGUCCAGCUACCAGCCGGCUGAGGAUCAACAGCUGCUCGGCCAUUACUACUGCGUCGAACAGCAUCUCUGACCGGCCCAGGGACUACAGCUUUGUCACUGACGACAACACCCCGGGAAGUAACUCUGACUAA
Messenger RNA from Etheostoma spectabile (orangethroat darter), 767 nucleotides. RefSeq names its product tyrosine-protein phosphatase non-receptor type 13-like. The record is from RefSeq and is a predicted model, not a curated record. The transcript is spliced from 6 exons. Lineage: Eukaryota; Metazoa; Chordata; Actinopteri; Perciformes; Percidae. Bases 195 to 767 code for a protein of 190 amino acids. Gene Ontology annotation, molecular function: protein binding.